Messenger RNA from Echinostoma caproni, 1044 nucleotides. Lineage: Eukaryota; Metazoa; Platyhelminthes; Trematoda; Plagiorchiida; Echinostomatidae. The record is from the annotation of a GenBank genome assembly.
AUUCAUUUAUGGGACAAAGUGGUGCCUGUUACAGUACCAUUAGAUAUUGUGGCACCCCCGGCACCCAAUCGGCGUGUGAGGAGAGGAUUGCCGGACGAAGAUCGCUUGUUGGAAUACUCGUCGAACUCCUCCGUUACAUCUCUUGAAGAAAUCAACAACAAAAAGGGUGGGUACAGUCCAUUGGGUAAGGCAAAAUUAGCCUUUGAAUUUCGUGUGUUCUGGCAUCAACACACCACGGGCAAGUUGCCUGAGUGUACUCGAUACAUCGAUUUCAAACGUUCCAACGCACAGGCAAUGAGUGCCGGGGCUGUGCCCAAAGGACCGGUACUUUCUGGGCCUCAGUGGGAUAAUCUGGCUUUGAGUCAAUAUGCUGUGCUAUCCAAACUUGCAGAGAUUGCUGUUUUUGAAGACGGUCGGUGGACCGUGCAUCCGGAUGUUAUUCGGCGAUUCUCUCAGCGCCUAAAUUCCUUCUGUGGUCUUUCUGAUUCCAAUGCAUUACAUCCAGAUAUGGACAAUACUGCCAUAUCGACUUUCAUGUUUCCGCCGUGGCAAUUUCUUUCGGAUGUGGCGAAAGUGACCCUUCGAUCCAACCGGCUGUCCGCUGCCAAACGUCGCUCACUCGAAAUUCCCACCAAGGAACCGGAUGUGGAUGGGCCAUUGGUUGAGCCUGUUCCUGUGCACGAUGAUCGACUAGACAAUUUGCCACAUGUAAUACUCCAUUCCAUCCAAGUUUCGGAUUUGAAUGACAAGCCUAUUCUCGUGAAUCGUGUCGAAUCCAGUGCAGUAUCUGUCGAAGCCUCGUCCAUAGUUCCCGUUCAAGACGAUGCUCCCGAGUCCGAUCAUGUAUUUUCCUCGGUUACCCCAGGUCAGGGAUCAUCAAACCUGCCUACUUCAAAAGCCACGACGAUGACGACGACACCGUCACGCAAAAGAUUGACACUGGACAGUUUUUUCACGCCUCCCUCCUCAAAACGUUCGCAUUCUGUGCCUGUCAAAUCGUCGCCGGCUGUUGAUGAGGUGAUACUCAUAGAUGAUUCACCGUAG